GAAAGUGAUCAGCCUCUGGCUGUGGCUGUAUUCACUAUUCAAUUCAGUAAAUUGAAUAAAAAUUGUAAAAUUGUUAAUCUGUCUGUGGCUUGUUUAUUUAAAAAUGAUGCGAGUUCCAUAUAGAGCGUUUAAUAUUUUAAGCAAAGUUUUUAAACCAAAAUCUAUUAUUAUUGAUAAUAAAAACUGCACAGCUAUAAUAAAACUAUCUUAUACACAAAAUAAGUGUUAUUCGAAUGACGUUAAAGUUAAAUCACCAUUAGAUAAUUUAAUAACCAAAGAUGGUGGAGAAAAAGAACAAGAAAAAUCUAACGAAGAUAAAAAGCAAAGAGAACAAUCAUGGAAAGCUAUGAAAUUAACGUUAGCUGUUUUUGGCAUAUCUUUUACAUGUAUGGGUGUUUAUCUUGUCGUUACAUUAGGAUCUCCUGAAAGAGACAUGGAUGGUAAACCUAUUAGAGAUGAUUUGUUUGAUCAAAAUAUAAUAAAACAGUAUAUAGUUAGAACUUAUAGAGAGUUGGAUUACUACAGAAGACUCAUUAAAGAACCAUCAAGAGAAAAGUUGUUACCAGAUCCUUUAGAGUAUCCAUAUUUGCAACCUAAAUAUACGUUGGUAUUGGAGUUAACUGAUGUUCUUGUUCAUCCAGAUUGGACAUAUAAUACUGGUUGGAGAUUUAAAAAACGACCAUUGUUAGAUUACUUCCUAGAAUCUUUGCAUGGAUCAUACGAAAUUGUAAUUUAUACCGCCGAACAAGGAAUGACAGUUUUUCCCUUAAUAGAAGCCAUAGAUCCAAAAAAUAUAAUUGCGUAUAAACUUGUUCGUGACGCAACACAUUUUAGUGGAGGCCAUCAUGUUAAAAGUUUAAAUAAUCUAAACAGAGACUUAAGUAAAGUAAUAUGCAUAGAUUGGAACCCAAAAAAUGUUAAAUUUAAUCCAGAAAAUUUACUUAAUAUUAAAAGAUGGUCUGGUAACGAUAAUGACACUUCUCUUCUAGAUUUAGCAGCUUUAUUAAAGACAAUUGCAGACAAUGAUAUAGAAGAUGUGAGAGAAGUUUUGAAAUAUUACAGCAAAUAUGACGAUCCAGUUGCAGCUUUUAGAGAAAAACAAAAGAGAUUGAUUGAGGAACUUGAGGCACAAGCUGUUGCCAAAAAAGAACAGGAACCCUCAAAAGCGUCAAGAUGGACACCAAAUAUUUUUAAUAGGAGACCUUUUUAGAAUUUGAAGAUGUUUUAUAUUGCCAUGUGAAAAUUAAAAUAUAAGAAA
Molecule: messenger RNA, 1258 nt
Organism: Anoplophora glabripennis (Asian longhorned beetle)
Lineage: Eukaryota; Metazoa; Arthropoda; Insecta; Coleoptera; Cerambycidae
Product: mitochondrial import inner membrane translocase subunit TIM50-C
Exons: 5
Coding region: 104-1210 (368 amino acids)
Molecular function (GO): phosphoprotein phosphatase activity
Source: RefSeq, a predicted model, not a curated record